AGAUUCAAUAACUUCAAUAAAUAUUAAGGAUCCCAUCGCUGUAGUCUCUCCUUGUGAGAAGAAAUUUCUUAUUCAGUUAUUCAGAUUUCAACAUUUAAAGUAAAGAUGGUGAAUUGGCAAUUGACAUAUUUUUUGUUAAUAAUUUGUUGUUUGAUAUUUAUUGAAGCAAUUGAACAUUCGGAUGACGAUGAAAUACGACUUGAAUACUGUAAGAAAAGAAAACAUGUUGAUGAUGCUAAUUUGAAAUAUUUAAUAUUAUGUCAUGAAAAUGGAUACGUAUUGAACAAAGAUACAACAAGACAAGCUGCUGCUAAUGGGUUCUUAGAAUGUUUAAAAUAUGCACAUGAAAAUGACUGUCCAUGGGAUGAAACCACAACAGAAGCAGCUGCUAUUAAUGGUUAUUUAGAUUGCUUAAAAUAUGCUCAUGAAAAUGAAUGUCCAUGGGAUCAAAGUACAACAGAGGCAGCUGCAUCUAAUGGUCAUUUAGAAUGCUUAAAAUAUGCACAUGAAAAUGAAUGCCCGUGGGAUGAAAACAUUCCAGAGACAUCGGCUUUUAGUGGUAAUUUAGAAAUUUUAAAAUAUGUACAUGAAAAUGGCUGUCCUUGGAAUGAAAAAACAACUGUAGCAGCUGCUUUUAAUGGUCAUUUAAAUUGCUUAAAAUAUGCUCAUAAAAAUAAGUGUAAAUGGGAUGAAACAACAACAAUAGCAGCUGCACAAAAUGGUAAAAUAGAAAUUUUAAAAUAUGCAUAUGAAAAUGGAUGUCCGUGGGAUGAAAGAACAACAGAAGCAGCUGCUUCUGGUGGUCAUUUAAACUGCUUAAUAUAUGCUCAUAAAAAUAAGUGUAAAUGGGAUGAAACAACAACAAUAGUAGCUGCACAAAACGGUAAAAUAGAAAUUUUAAAAUAUGCAUAUGAAAAUGGAUGUCCAUGGGAUGAAAGAACAACAGAAGCGGCUGCUUAUGGUGGUAAUUUAAAUUGCUUAAAAUAUUCUUUUGAAAAUGGCUGUCCUUGGGAUGAAAGUACAACAACAAAAGCUGCAUAUAAAGGGAAUUUAAAAAUUUUAAAAUAUGCACAUGAUAACGGAUGUCCGUGGAAUGAAAGAACAACAAAAGCAGCUGCUUCUAGUGGUAAUUUAAACUGCUUAAAAUAUACUCAUGAAAAUGGCUGUCCUUGGGAUGAAAGAACUACAAAAAAAGCUGCAUAUAAAGGGAAUUUAGAAAUUUUAAAAUAUGCACAUGAAAAAGGAUGUCCGUGGGAUGAAAGUACAACUGAAGCAGCUGCUUCUAGUGGAAAUUUAAAUUGCUUAAAAUAUGCUCAUGAAAAUGGUUGUAAUUGGGAUGAAAGUACUACAACAAAAGCUGCAUAUAAAGGGUAUUUAGAAAUUUUAAAAUAUGCACAUGAAAAAGGAUGUCCGUGGGAUGAAAGUACAACUGAAGCAGCUGCUUCUAGUGGAAAUUUAAAUUGCUUAAAAUAUGCUCAUGAAAAUGGUUGUAAAUGGGAUGAAAGAACAACAACAAAAGCUGCAUAUAAAGGGUAUUUAGAAAUUUUAAAAUAUGCACAUGAAAAAGGAUGUCCGUGGGAUGAAAGAACAACAAAAGCAGCAGCUUCUAGUGGUAAUUUAAAUUGCUUAAAGUAUGCCUAUGAAAAUGAUUGUGUUUGGAGUAAAGACAUUAUGCGUAUUUCUAUUGAAUAUGGUGAAAUAAAUUGCUUAAAAUAUGGUCAUGAAAAUGGGUGUGAGUGGGAACAAGGCAUAACUGUGGUUGCUGCAGGAAAUGGUAUUGGCUUUUUAAAAUAUGUUCAUGAUAAUGGAUGUCCUUGGGAUGGAGAUACAAUAGCUGCAGCAGCUAUGCAUGGUAAUAUAGAUUGCCUAAAAUAUGCACAUAAACAUGGAUGUAGUUGGGUUGAAGGUACGACGAGAGGGGCCGCAGCAAAUGGACAUUUAGACUGCCUAGAGUAUGUUUAUGAAAAUGGUUGUAAGUGGGACGAAGGAACAACAAGGGAAGCUGCUGCUAGUGGACAUAUUAAUUGUUUGAUAUAUGCACAUGAAAAUGGUUGUAAAUGGGAUAUAGGAACAAAGAGUGGAGCUGCUGCAAAUGGUCACUUAAACUGCCUAAAAUAUGUUCACAAAAAUAAGUGUCAAUGGGACGAGGGCACUACAAGAAUUGCUGCUGCAAAUGGUCAAUUUCGUUGUUUAAAAUAUGCCCAUGAAAAUCAUUGUCCAUGGAGUAGAGGCACCAUUUAUAAAGCUAUUCAAAAUGGUCAUUCUGAUAUAAUCUUAUAUGCUUCUGAAAAUGGCUGUCUUGAUUAGUUUUCUGUUGUAAUAUCUUUUUUUUUAUAUCUACUCAUCUAAGUUGACUAUUUUUAUUAUAAUUUAAAUAAAUUGUCACAAGCUUCUAUACCUAAAUAAGAUUAUAUUGUUCUUAUAUAGUAUAGUAUAUUAAAAUAUUUUACCUCCUUAGAAUACACUUUAUUUGAAAAUA
Messenger RNA from Daktulosphaira vitifoliae (grape phylloxera), 2479 nucleotides. RefSeq lists its product as uncharacterized. The coding region runs from base 106 to 2307 and encodes 733 amino acids. The transcript has 4 exons. Lineage: Eukaryota; Metazoa; Arthropoda; Insecta; Hemiptera; Phylloxeridae. The record is from RefSeq and is a predicted model, not a curated record.